Messenger RNA from Anoplophora glabripennis (Asian longhorned beetle), 2466 nucleotides. It is a transcript of the gene TM9SF3, whose product is annotated as transmembrane 9 superfamily member 3. Gene Ontology annotation, biological process: protein localization to membrane. The transcript has 9 exons. The record is from RefSeq and is a predicted model, not a curated record. The coding region runs from base 144 to 1877 and encodes 577 amino acids. Gene Ontology annotation, cellular component: membrane. Lineage: Eukaryota; Metazoa; Arthropoda; Insecta; Coleoptera; Cerambycidae.
CAUACCUGACUGUCAUGGUUUUUCUUGUCUACGUGUAGGAAUGUUGAAUAUUUGUAUAUUCCGGUGAUUUAUGGAGAAAAUACAAGUGAUAUUCAGUUAAAAAUCCCGGCAUCACUUCAAUAAAUUAAUAGAUUUAAGUAAAAAUGCACCAUUUUUGUAAAAUAUUAGUUUUAUCCUUUGUUAUUGGGGCGUAUACUGAUGAACACAACCACAUAUACGAUGAAAACGAAGAGGUAGUACUGUGGAUGAACACUGUUGGUCCUUAUCAUAACCGACAAGAAACCUAUGCAUAUUUUUCUCUGCCUUUUUGUGUUGGGUCGAAGGAAACUAUAAGUCACUAUCAUGAAACACUUAGCGAGGCAUUACAAGGCGUUGAGUUGGAAUUUAGUGGAAUUGAAAUUGAAUUUAAAAAUAACAUGCCGAAGGGUGAAUAUUGUGCGGUUCAACUUGAUGAAGAGAAAUACAAAGCAUUUGUUUAUGCAGUAAAAAAUCAUUACUGGUAUCAAAUGUACAUUGAUGACUUGCCUAUUUGGGGUGUAGUAGGCGAAGUGAAAGAUAACAAUUAUUAUAUUUGGACGCACAAGAAAUUCGAGAUUGGAUUCAACGGCAAACAAAUAAUCGAUGUCAAUUUAACUUCCGAGGAUAAAGUACCUCUGUCACCAACGGCAAGAUUAUCCUUUACAUAUGAAGUCAUUUGGAAGAGAACCGAUACAAAAUUUGAGGAUCGCUUUGAUAAAUACCUGGAUCACAAUUUCUUCCAACAUAGAAUCCAUUGGUUUAGUAUAUUCAACAGUUUUAUGAUGGUAAUUUUCUUAGUGGGGUUGGUAUCUAUGAUCCUGAUGAGAACGUUACGGAAAGAUUACGCUAGAUAUAGUAAGGAUGAAGACAUCGAUGACAUGGAAAGAGAUUUGGGAGACGAAUAUGGUUGGAAACAGGUGCAUGGAGAUGUUUUCCGCCCUGCCUCGAAUUCUCUUUUAUUCUCUGCUCUUAUCGGUGCUGGGCAUCAGCUGACCACCGUUGUUUUCAGCGUUAUCAUAUUUGCUAUUCUAGGCGAAUUGUAUACAGAACGUGGUUCGCUUCUGUCAACUGCCAUAUUCGUUUAUGCUGUGACGUCCCCUAUUAACGGAUACUUUGGGGGUUCCUUAUAUGCUCGGAUGGGCGGCAAAAUAUGGAUUAGACAAAUGAUAGUUUCUGCUUUCAUGUUGCCUGCCUUCGUUUGUGGCACGGCGUUUUUCAUCAAUUUCAUCGCUAUCUAUUAUCACGCCUCGAGGGCUAUACCCUUUGGAACCAUGGUUGCUGUUACAUGCAUCUGUUUAUUCGUUAUACUACCUUUGACGUUGGUGGGAACGGUCCUGGGAAGGAAUCUGGCGGGUCAGCCAGAUUACCCGUGUCGCAUCAAUGCCGUGCCUCGACCCAUCCCGGAGAAAAAAUGGUUCAUGGAGCCUGGCGUAAUUAUAUUAGUCGGUGGUGUUUUGCCGUUUGCCAGUAUUUUCAUUGAAAUGUAUUUUAUAUUUACAUCGUUCUGGGCAUACAAGAUCUAUUACGUUUACGGCUUCAUGUUGCUGGUUUUCAUUAUACUGAUGAUAGUGACGGUGUGCGUGACGAUCGUCUGCACUUACUUCCUGCUGAACGCCGAAGACUAUCGCUGGCAGUGGACAUCGUUCUUAGCGGCCGCCUCGACUUCCGGCUACGUCUACGUUUACGCCAUCUAUUAUUUCUUCUUCAAAACAAAGAUGUACGGGUUGUUCCAAACAGCGUUUUACUUCGGCUACAUGGCCCUGUUCAGCGGUGCCCUGGGCAUAAUGUGCGGCACCGUGGGCUACAUAGGGACGAGCAUAUUUGUUAGGAAAAUCUAUUCCACCGUUAAGAUAGACUGAUAAGCUGGUCGAAGUACCGUGUAUAUAGCCGUGUUUUCUGUUGACGUGUAAAAUGUGGAUUCGUCUCCGAUUUUGCACUUAGUCUAAGAAGGUUAGUGACUCGCUUAUCUUCUUGUAAGUGACAAAAUGGCCUUUAACACCUUAUUAGACCUUGGAUUAUUUAAUGUUAUCCCGUUAAAUUUCAUUUCGUGGAUGUGUUGUUUAUAUUUAGGAGUUUUUCAUCUGCUUUUUGUGAUUUUUAAACGAGAUAAUACUUUUUAUUGGUAUAUUUUUCAUAUUUUGUGUACAUAUUUUAGUCCUAAUCAUAUUUAUAAGUUUGUGAAACGGCGCGGCAGUAGGUGAAUUGAAUUUGGUUGGGUUUUUAUAUCGUUUUAGAUAAAUGUGAAUGGGUACCCGAGCGUUUUUGAAGAAAAUAUCGAGUAAAGACUCGGUUUUCUUCUUUUCGUGUUUUACAACUUUCAUUUACAAUAAAUUAUAGCAUUAAUAGGACUAUCAUUAUUGGUUUGGUGUAACUACUGCUGCUAUAGAAUAUGGAAGUUCAAUGUUUCAUUUAAUUGUAAAAUAAUUUAAUAAAAAUAUUAAAGUAAGA